Messenger RNA from Manacus vitellinus (golden-collared manakin), 2012 nucleotides. It is a transcript of the gene TXNDC16, whose product is annotated as thioredoxin domain containing 16. The coding region runs from base 27 to 2012 and encodes 661 amino acids. NCBI's taxonomy places the organism in Eukaryota, Metazoa, Chordata, Aves, Passeriformes, Pipridae. The record is from RefSeq and is a predicted model, not a curated record. The transcript is spliced from 16 exons.
UCCUGUGCCUGUAGCUGACAACAGCCAUGUCAGCCCAAGGGGAUAGAUGGGUUUCUUCCUUUGUUUUCCUGCUCUUCUGUGCUUCCUCCAUCCCAAGGCCGGGAAUCGCGGGGCUGCGGCAGGAGCCGAGCCCCCAGCGCUACUUCAGUGGCUUGGAAGCUGGACGAGCAUCCCUGGCCUUUUUCACCCCUCAUGUCUCUCCUGGUGCCCAGCCCUUCCUGGAGCAGAUUGAGAGCUCGGCCGAGGCCCUCCAGGACUAUGGCAUUUCUGUGGUGAAGGUUAAUUGUCCCAAAGAGGAUGUCUCAAGAUAUUGUGGAAAAGAAAAUGCCUUGAGGAAAGCCUACCUGUUCAGAGGAAACAUCCUGAUCCGAGAGUUCCCCACCGAUGCCCUGUUUGAUGUGAACUCCAUCGUCGCCAACGUUUUGUUUGCCCUGCUCUUUAAUGAAGUCAAAUAUGUUGAAACGCUGGCAGACCUUCAGAACAUUGAGAAUGUGUUGAAAGGGAAGUCAAACAUGGUCUUUGCCUACGUACCAGCUACUGGGACAGCAGAGCACAGAGCUGUGAUGGAGGCGGCUUUUGUCUAUGGGACCAUCCACCAGUUUGUUCUGACCACGGAGGCAGCACUGCUGAAAGCCACUGGCAGUGAUGACCCCGACGUAUCCUCUGCCUGGCUGCUGUUCUGCCACUGCCAGAGGGCCACGGACCCGGCACAGCCCUGCAGGAGAACAGCCCUGGCACAACCCCUGACCCUGCUCAACAUCCACAGGCACCUCAAGCUCAUGGGGGCUCCCUUGGUGACAGAGGUUGCUGAGGACCCAGAGAAGGUCUCCACUGUCCACUUACAGCUCGGGCUACCCCUGGUGUUCAUCCUGAGCCAGAGGGAGACCUACGAGGCCGACAGGAGGACAGCAGAGUUUGUGGCCUGGCAGCUCUUGGGCAAAGCAGGAGUUGCCCUUUUGUCCAGGGACCUCGUGGAUUUGAACGUUCUGCACCGGUCCAACGUCGCGCUGAAGACACCAGAUGAGGGAAUGCCAAUCCAAUACCUGGUCUUGGAAGACACUGAUGAAGUUAUAACCCUGGUGGAAGAUAAGAACAAGGUCAAACAAAUCCAGGAGGAUGAAGAGAAGGAAGAGGAGGAGGAAGAGGAAGAUGAGGAUGAAAAAGAGAGUAACAAUCAAGACAUCCAGGAUGACCAGGUGGUGGAAGCAGUUUCCAGGGACAAGAAGCGAGAGCUGCCCCUGGAGCAGGUCCUUGUCCUGACAGAGGAAAACUUCCACUCUUCCCUCUCAGAGGCUGCCCAGACAGUGGUGCUGUUUUAUGCCAGUUGGGAAGCUGUGUCCCUGGCAGUGCUGCGCUCUUACUCCGAGGUGGCCGAUCACCUGAAAGGAACUCCUGGGGUUUUGCUCUCCCGGGUGAACUGCUGGGACUGGCCUGGAAUUUGCACCCAGGAGAAUGUCACCCAGUUUCCCACCAUUAAGAUUUAUGGGAAAGGAGAGAAGUCAGUGACAUAUGAUGGCAUGUGGGGAACUGAAGAGCUCACCAGCUUCAUCAUCCUGAGCCGAGUUUCCUGCCCACUGAAACUGGCCACGAUGGACGAAGCAGAAGGAUAUUUAAGAGGAGAGUUUCCACCUGAGCUGUCAUCCCAUCACCACACUUCCCUUCUGGGAGUGUUUAGCACAGCCACAAGUGAAGCCAGGGAAGCUUUUGAAGAGGCAGGAAACAUCCUAAGUGGCCACGUAAUGAUGGGGACGUAUUUUGAAGAUGAUGGCUUGGCUUUGAAGAAGACUCCAGUGGGAUACGGGAUCCUGAGGACGUACUUUGCCGCCGUGCCUUCGCUGCCCGUUCUCGUCUGGGUGAACCUCCACGCCGGGGGUCAGGUUUUCCAGUUCCCACCAGAGCAGUCCAUCACUGAAGUGAACAUCUUGUCUUGGCUGGAGAAGCUCCAAGCAGGACUGGAGACUCCCAGCUGUAAGUGGACACAGGUUUAUAACGUUCCUAAGCACACACUGUGA